Pelobates cultripes (western spadefoot toad) is the source of this 21227-nucleotide messenger RNA. Lineage: Eukaryota; Metazoa; Chordata; Amphibia; Anura; Pelobatidae. The record is from the annotation of a GenBank genome assembly.
CUUUAGAACGCCGCCGUUCACGAGCUGAUGUUGCGCGCUCCCUGAAAAUGUUGCGCAGGUUGUAAUGCAAAGCGGGAGCAGAGAGCCAGGCUAUAUAUAUGCAUGGUCACACUGAUCCAUGUAGGAGAACUCACACUGAAAAUCUCAUCCAGAGGGAAACUCACAGCUUAGCCCAGCCAGCACCAUCACCUUACAGGUUGCAUAGAGCAUCAGACUGAGGGAUCCUGAGCGCUUUGCACAUAAGGGUGGAGGUGGGCGUCACAUGUGGAAGAUCCUGCAGCAGCACAGCGCAGAGAGAGGCGAUCUGCAACGCAGGAGCACCCAGCAUCUGCAUUGUAAAGAAGUGGCAACUUGCAAGGGUCUGGAGACCUCCUGGAACAGAGAGACCACUCCCGAGACAGGCAUGGAGCUGUCUGCCAUUGGGGAGCAAGUCUUUGCAGUAGAGAGUAUUAGGAAGAAGAGAAUCAGGAAGGUGAGUCUGGGGGGGCGUGUUACUUAUUUUUUUUCUCCAAAUCAGAGGUUAAACCCUCCAGGGGUAAUUAAAAAUAAAAAUAUAUAUAUAUUUAUUUUUUUGUAGGUGUAGCUCCCAUCAACAUUAGCCUAACCUGACUGAGAAUGAUGAGUGUUGUUGACCUAGCAAACAUCUGGAUAAUGCUAGUUGCCCACUACUGCUCCAAGUUUAUUAGUGUUAAUUAGAACGUUCACUGAGGGAAUUGAUGAUGGAUUAUGGUUGUAGGUAUUUGGUUUUAUUGGAAUGUUCAUCACAUAAGCCAGUGCAGUUUAAGAUAUGACCCAUCUCCUACUUGUCGCCAGUGGUGGGCAGCACUGUUUAUGCCACAUUUCUUGAGUGCCGCAGAGCUAGAACUUUCUCUUCUCCUUAAUUAAUGCAUAUACAGUCGUAACACAUUAUUGAGCCCAAUAUCUGGCUAAAGACCAAUUUUCUUUGCUCCAGCAUCAGAAGUGUGCAGGUUUGGUUCAAAAAGGUAAACCAAAGCUAUCCAGAAAUUUCUAACUAUGACCUCAUCAUCUGCUCUGAUAUCAGUACUUUUAUAGCUGUGGGAAUCACAUUUAGCAAACUUAUUUAAUGUUUUAUCUACUUGAUAGAUUAGGAAUGAAAUACACACUGUACAUGACAUGAGAAAUUUCAUUCAUUAAUCAACACACACACACCCCUCUAUAAACACACUGAAGUACCACAUUUUAAUGGAAAUUUAUCAAAGCAAAAAAUCUCUUUGGAAACUAGUGGUAUGUCCCAAAAACUGAAGUAUUUGACUGAAAUAAAACCUAUUUUAUCAGGAUAAAUCUCAUCCUUUGCCUAAUAGAAAUUCUGACAAGAGUUUCAUCAACCUACCUUCCUGUUCUAUGGCAACGUUUAUAGCUAUUGAUGUUUUGAGUGAAUUCAUUGAUUUUUAGUUACCUACUUGAAAACAUAGUGAACUCUGUGAGUGAUAUAUAUUUAUGGAGUGGUGUAUUCCCCACCUCAGUUAAUGCCAUGUGUAUUCUUAACUAUUCUAAUGAAUGAUUCAUAUGAAGAGAUGGAAAAUAUAUGGAAACUGUAAGUACUAGGCACUUCCAGAAAAUGUAUAGGACUUUAACACGACCAUCGUAAUCGUACAGGAAUUUUAUAGGAACUUUAAUAUUUAGGAACCAGCAGAAUUUUAUAUGACUUUUAAGUGCAGUGGAAUAGGGACCUGAACAGAAUCAGUUUAAUAUUUCACAAUAUACAGAUUAAAUUGACAAAUCUGGUUCUUAUCUGCUAUCAAAAUAUGUGUUUCUACACAUACACUAUUUUGGAAAAGUUUAGUGCCAUUACUAAAAUUUUAUUAGCUAUUUGUCCUGUGUUUAUCUACUCUUGGCAUAUAAAAUUACUAAAUCCAUUAAGAUACAUGGAUAUCCAUCUAUAAAAUGUUGAGGUCCAUAGGCAUUACACAUUUACUAAGUCAAUUUCAAUAGUUUAUAUAUAGUUUAUGAGCUAUAAAUUCCAAGCAGGAUUGGUUGAUGUAUUCUGAGUAGAUGAUUCAAGGUACACACAUUGGAUGUACACAUUUUGGGGUAAAGGUGUGUGUGUAAAGUUUAGGAACCUACUACUUUAGAGUUUGGGUACAUACUCUUAUAUUUUUAAGAUACACCUGGGUAUGUCUAGCUAGAAACCAUAACUUUUUAAAUAUAUAUAUAUAUAUAUAUAUAUAUAUUUAGAACAUGUUUCAAACUUGAUCAAUGCCCUACUCCUAAUUCUUUCUCCUUUCCUGUUAUGUCCAUUUUCCAGGGUAAAGUGGAGUAUCUUGUGAAGUGGAAAGGCUGGCCACCAAAGUAAGGACAAUUAUUUGCACCUGCUCCUCGCUAUCUGUCUGUCUAUCUGUCUUUAUAUCUAUCUAUCUAUCUUUUUUUCUUUCUUUCUUUCUUUCUUUCUUUCUUUCUUUCUGUCUGUCUUUAUAUCUUUCUGUCUGUCUGUGUUUCUUUUAUAUCUAUCUAUUGUUUUCUUUCUUUACAUCUGUCUUUUUAAAUAUCUAUUUCUAUCUAUCCAUUGAUCUAUCUUGCUAUCUUGUCAUUGAUGUUCCUAAUAUGGGGAAACAGCACACACAGCAAACAAACUUGAUGUUUAACAUUUUUAAGAAACCAUUUUUUGUUUUGUGAGUGCAUUAUUUUUGUUUAAUAUCAUCUUCGAAAUACAAAAAUUUCACACCCUAUGUGUUUAUAUUGUGUUGUACAUUGUCACACAUCUAGCUGGAGGUUCAUUCUAAACAUAUGUUUGCUGUCUUGCAUGUAACAGAUUUUAUAACCGAUAUGGUAGAUAUGUGCUGCAGACAAUAAAAAGCACUAUUUAACUGUAACAUUUUUUAAUACAGAUACCUGCAUAGCUCUGUCUGUAGCUGCACUGGGAUUGAAGGGGCAACAUGCUCAAAACAGAGUAGUGAUUGCCCAGGUGAUGAGAGAAGGGGCUUGCAUUCAUUUAUGGAACAGUAGGUGCCAAUCAUUAAAAUAAUGGGAUUAGGGGAAAUUAUAUGAAACAUUAUCUUUAUCUAAGUGGAGACAAAGGCACUUCAAUGGACAACUGAUUGAAUUUUUAGUAAGAUACAUUAUUAAGAAUGCACACCUUGAUAUAAGUGACAGUGACGAGUCAUUAUAUAGUGAAACCUACAUUUACGAAUGUAUGGAGCUGCACACAAAUAGAUGUGUGUGUGUUCAAGCAUAGUGCCAGUUAGUUGUAGCUUUUUAUACACAGUAAAGACUAAAAAUCCCUGAGAUAUUUUCUGGUGCUAUACUCACACAGUGCCACUAGUGUCCUCAUUGGUAUUCACCCUGCGUAACUUUCAUACACUGGCACUGGCUUUCUCGUAAGCUCUCACAAGCUGGUUUUCUUAUCUACAUUAAAAAGGAAAACACCUGCUUGAAUAUUACAAAGAAAAAAAAAUCUUACAAUUCUCCUACGUUAGUGCAUUUUUUAUGUAGGAAUAAAUAUGAUUUUUAAAAAAAUAUUUUUGAUCUUUGGUUCAGAAUGGAGAAUUUAGAAAUGUGCAUAAUGAUACCCCCACCACACACACCACACCCCCAUCCUGUGCUAUGUAGUAAUGCAGAAUAAGAGACAGAAAAAUGGAGACCUGCAUUUUAGGAGGGCAGGGACGAGGGGCAGAGCCAGCCUCACAUUCUAGAAUGUGCUCUAGUGACACUAAUGAUCAGCUAUGUAUUCUGGAAAAAUAAAAUGAAUGACCGCACGUCUAUUGUAAGGCAUCAAAAACUAAGAAUGCUUUUUCAGGCUGUUGGAAAUGAAUGUGCUUUAAAGAAUCUAGGCAUACAAUUGUAUUGAAUGCAUCUAUCUCUAUUUGGAAGGCGAUGCAGUGCAAGAAUGAGGUAAAUUUGCAAGAUAUGUACGUGAAGAAAAAAAGACUAAGGGGAGGCUGCAGUAAAUGCACCUGCUAAGCUGUUCAUGGAAGCGCUCUGCUUUGCAAUGCUUGCUUCUAGAUAUGAUCUGCCUACUGAAUACGACUUGUUUAUCACCUCUAAUCUGACCGGGGGAGUGAGAACUCAGAGGAGGGGGGGAAGCAGGGAGAAUGACGCAUGAGUCAUAUGCUCACUUGUUUACUUCAGCCUGUGCUGCAGUGUGCGCAAGAAGAGGCAGAGAGGUGUGCACAGUAAAAUCCAUUUGCUGCCUGCAAGGUCUGCAGCUGCAGCAAACAAUACGGUGUAACAUUUUCUCAAUAAAACAGUUAUAGCAAACUAAAUAAAUAAGGAUAGUGCAAAGAUCACAUAUAAUGUAAACGUCUCGCCUUCAUAAAGCAUUGCUUUAUUCAAUGCCACUCACAAAGCUAUUCCUUGUUCAUCAGUUUAUUAUCCAUGAUAUUUUCUGUAAUUUACCUACGUCAUACCCAGUUAUGUGAAACAGCAUUUUAUGAAUACUCUACUGCCUUGCAAGCACUGUAUGGCUACUACAAUUAUUAUUGAUAAAAUAUUUUAAUCAUACAAAAAGCUCAAUCCCAGAUCACAUAAAUGCAGCCCAACUUGAUUGCUUUAAAGGGAUACUCCAGACCGCUAAAGAAUGUCAGCUUGCUGUAAGGCUUUAAUAUAUGAAGAGGGUGUCCUCCUUUUUCAUUUUACAAAAACUGCAGAUUUCAACAAAAAAUUGGUACUUUUAUCAAUUAACCUGGUUACAUUCACUCCACCCCACCCCCCCUUCCCCGGGUGUCAAUCAGAAAACAGGUACUGUUACUACCUGGUUUGGUUAGCUCAGUGGAUCUGAACUUAAGAGACAGCAAUUGCCCAGAGCACCUGCCUUGCAAAGACUUCUCAAUGAGCUGCAUUAGGAAGUCUGUGAUUGGACAGCCACAGAAAGUCUGGUCUGGGAAGAGGGAGGAGGACUUGCAAAGGCAGCAGCAAGCUGUUUUUAGAUAGAAAUAGAGAGAUAUAAAUGCAUAGAUGUUUUAAUUGGGGGAUAUAUCUACUAAACAGUUAAUUAUUUAUUUUUAUUUUUUGUAAUUCGGCUGUGGAGUAUUCCUUUAAAAUACUAACAAUUUUAUUAAUUGAACUGGGAAUUAACAAGCAAUUAUGAAUUUUUGGCUAAAAUAUCAAAAUUGUAAAAGGAAAAAAUAUCCUGUUUAAUUCUUCCCAGCUCAGUUACUUUGGCCUCGAAUAUGAAAUUUCUUGGUCAGCUGCCAAUAUUUUGGAAAAUGUAUAUUGAAUAACCCUACAAAAAACCUUUGGGAUUCUUCAGUCAUCCAGAAAUUGUGGAGUAUUAAAAGGACAAUUGCAUAAUUUAGACUCAAACAGGAGAACAAAUCUCAGCCUAGCAGACAAAUAACUCAAUUUUAAAAAGAUUUUUCCGACAUGGACCAGUGUACUCUGUGACCAUCAAAACUGAAGAAUGUUUGAAUUUUUUUUUUUUCUGAUUUGGUCUAUGCAGUAGUUACUUCCUCAGAUUACAGCUCAAUUUGAAGUUGUUGUUAGUGACCUGCAAAUGCUCAUGUAAGAAUGAACUAAAGGAAUAAUGGCAGUCCCAGUCUGUUAUAAAAUGCACACUUUGUGAAUCACUAAUGCUCCGUUUCCACUGAGCGGUAUGGUUUGGGUCGGUGCGGUCUGGUACGCUAUUUUGAGUGUUUCCAUUAUGAAAAUGGCCCAUACAACAGCACCAAACCGCACCAUUAGAGGGCCCACUUCAGAUGUAGGUCCAUAGGAAAUGGUAGGGUACGGUUAGGGCAGAGCUACUGGCGUCACACUAUACAAUCCAUUGAUUGGACAGGGAAACGUCAAUGCUCACGACAAAUGACAAGCUAGUCAUUUGGUCUAAACCCUGCAUGCCCCCUAGCAGUCCGACUUGCAGUGGAAACGUUUACCUGAAUAGGCUGGACCAUUCUAACCCUUCCGAACUGUACCGACCCGAACCAUACCGCUCAGUGGAAACGAGGCAUAAUAGGCAAGUUUCUGACUUAUAUACGUAAGCUUUUCUUAGUUCAUCAUUUAAGAUCUCUUUUAGAGGUACUGCCCGUUUAAGAGAGUAUUUAGGAGCGCACUUCAUUUUUUUCUGUGAGCCAGAAAAGACAUACACAGAUCUCUCUAACAUUUCUUUACAGCCAUUGCCUUCAAUGUUUUUUCACAUUUUUCUUUAUUUAAAAAAAAUAAAUGUUUUAACUUAACAAAGUCUUAAUUGUUAUAUCCUUUUAUACUUGUACUUUUGAAGAAUAAGUUUGCCACGUAGAAAAUUCUUCUAAUAUUAUACAUAUAGAAUUGUAACUAGGGAUGAUGACAUAGGUAUGUUAAAAAAAAUAAAUACUGAUGAAUUAUUUAGACUAUUAAGAAAUAGCUUUAGUGGAAACUGUGCAUAAAACAAUACUGAAUGAAGGAAGGUGACAUGUCCACCACAUACUUUAUUUUCUAAACUUUUAUACUUUUAUUUAGCACAAACAAAUUCCAUCCAUAGUCCAGCAUAGUCUUCAAGUAAUGAAGUGUUCCAACUCUGCUUUAUAAUAUGUAUAUUUAUAUUUGUGUGUGUAUAUGUAUGUGUAUGUAUACAUACAUACAUACAUACAUACAUAUAUACUUACAAAAACAAACACACUUAAAGCAGAGUUGACUGUAUCAGUAUACAGGGUCCUGGGGCAAUUAUUUUCACAGUAAGUAUUUGUGGACAGACAGAUUAAUUUCAUAGUAACUUACUACUGGAUUUACACAUUACUCGAGACAGUAUUUUUACAGUUAAGAAAGGGUGAGGUGCUUCAAAAGAGGGACUAAUUUGCACUGAUCCCUUAAAGGUAGGUGAAAUUAUUUUUACAGAUCUCCUAAAAACCAAUGGAAUGAUUUACAUUUAUUGAAAACAUCAUACAUACAGUUUUUUGAUGAUGUAUUGAUUAAUGCAAAUUUGUUUUUAGGUAACAAGUCCGCUUUGCGUAUGACUUCCUGGAAAGACGGCCGUGCAGCCAUCACUCCAGGAAUGAAAAAUGGGCACAAAGGCUUUUUACUCAUACCACUCAGGUGGCAGAAUGAUUGUUUUUGAUUGUGGAUGCAAUGGGUAGCUCAUUCCACCCUAUAUCAUUUAAUUUAGGAUACAUUUUUAAUAAUUAGAAUAAAGGAAGCAACAUUUAAAAAUAUCUGCGUUGUUCAAAUUACCCUUAAGGUUUCGUUUCCUAAACAUCAUUAAAUUGUAUGUCUUGUAAGUCAGAAUCUUGUGGAGUAUGCAAAAGAAAUGGUAAUGUCAUGGGUAAUGAAUGUGUUCUGGCAUGGCUUUUUGCUGACUAAUGCUAUGUAAUUCUGUAACUAAGAGUGGCAUUAAAAACAGAAAUUUAUGUAGCUCUGAAGCUACAUUUUCAGUAAUCUUCCAUAGACAAAAAAUGGGCCAUUGUGAGACCUGUUAACAUUACACGGUUAUUUAGUGACUGUUCACCUUUUCAGAUACAGUACUUGGGAGCCAGAAGAACAUAUCCUGGAUCCGCGGCUUGUUUUGGCAUACGAGGAAAAGUGAGUGCUCCCAUUCAUGUUGUUUCUUCAAAUACAUACUUUUAUUAAUAAUUGUAAAAAGAAAUAAUUGUGAUUUUUUAUAACUUUAUUUGAUUCCACUGCCUAUAAAAAAAUAUUAUUCUAUUUGAAUGUGUGUAUGUUAUAUGUAGUGAGUACAUUUCUGUGUAUCAUAGGUAGGUAGUAACCAGCUUAUUUGUUGAAACACAAUUUUUUGUGAAUUGAAACAGAAUUGGGAAAAAAAGAACGAUUCGAGGGACAUGAAAAAAGCAACAGAUGUUAAGUUUACAAUCAAUUUUUAGCAGUUAUAGGUCAAAUAUCUAGGACACAGAAAGGUGUGGUAAAUGUAGGUGCUUCUAGAAUUUGAUAAUUUUGCUAUAUUUCGUUUAGCUGCUGGACACAUUUCGUGGGCACUCCCAAAAUCCCACCACAAAUUGUAAUCACCCAAAAAAUUGGUCAAAUAGUAUAAGGAGGGAAUAACGGUUUUAAAUGGGACUUUAUGUUUAAUAGUUACCAUUGAGUCCAAAACCACUACACAAAAGUUACAUUUGUAGAACAAGAAAUCCCAGGGUAUUUAUCUAGGGGUAUUGUGACAUUUUUCAUAUGGUCAUUUUAGCACAAAUCUCUCCAAAACAUCUAGUUGUGUAAAGUUUUUGUUUGUGUGUUUCAAACACACUAUUGCAUUUUAGUGUUAAAUUCUAGACACACCAAUUUCAAAAUUCAAACUUACAAUUUUGGCACAUUGAUUUACUAGAUUAUGUCACCUUCUGUGUAUAGUAGCAGUGCUAACUGAAAAUAAUUUCUAUCAAGGCAUACCAUUAGCAAGAAAAGCCCUCUGAGCUAUUUUACAUGGGUUAUUUUUAGUCAUUUCCACACACAUUACAUAUUCACUGAGAAUUACGUUACGCUGACAUGUCAUUUCAUGUUACUGGAAUAUUCCAGGCACAAUGAACAUUACAGCUUACCGUAGUGGUUAUGAUAGUAGGGCUGGCACUAUCUGGGGUCCCUGCUAUGCUUCUCCCUACCGCUACUGCUAACAAUGGACAGCAAGUAGCUUAUUGCUCUCGGCCAAUGAGAUAAACUUAAGUUCAGGAGUGCUGACAAGAGCUCCAGGCUGUCCAGCGUUGGUAGUGGAGGAGACGAGCAGGACUGGCGCACUCCAGACAAGAAGCAUUCAAGCAUUCAAAAACAGCGAUGGUGUAUGUCUGAAUAAAAUAUAGAAAUCAAUAUGUUCUAAAUGUACAUUGAGUUUUACAGGACUAGGCUAUAGUCUCAUUAAAUAUAUGCUGAUUAGUGUUCUGUUGUUUCUAUAGGGAAGAAAAGGAGAGAGCUUCUGGGUGCAGAAAACGUGGCCCAAAACCAAAGCGCCUUCUCCUGCAGGUAUGCAUGCAUUGUUAGGAAUAUGUGUAUAACAGAAUACGAACACAUACAUUAUAAGAUCACAUCAUUUAGAUUUGUAUACAUUCUUCUUAUCAAAUACAAGAAUGACAAAUUAUUCUGAAUUAUGUCCGUUACUCCUUUAUAUCUUCUACUAUUGCUGCCCUUUUUCUGUAUAUCUAAUAAUUCAUGGCAUUGUAUUUGCAAAUUGAUAUAAUCAUGCAGCGUUUGUAUAAAGUGGGAUAUUUAGUUGACUGGCUGCCGAUAAUUUUUAAGAUGCUGCCAUAGAUACACCUGUAUGAUACAUUUACCCUGUUACUGCCUCGGUUAAGGUAUUAUUGAAAUGAUGCGAAACAUCUCCAUAUAAUAACCUUCUUAUACAAACACAACGAGUGUCCCCAGCUACCAGUCACAUGUUGUUAAUUCAAGCAUAUAUAUUGAAUGAUAUCAUUAAAAUCUGGGUGAUAUUUAGGCAUCAAGAAGAAAAAAUGUCUGGUAUUUGGCUACCAUUGUAAAACACUUUCUCUAAUAUUUUUAUAGCACCUCAUGUGCCUACAUAAAAUAUCUUUUCAAAAGGCUUGAGUAAUGCUUGUUUGAAAUUUAUCAUUCGAAGAUCUGCUGCUUAGAACUUCAGUGGAGAUCAGUACAUACAUAGGGAAUAAGAUUACCUUGUCAGUUGAGGAUAUAUUGUAGAGAUAAUGGUUAGCUAACAGAAUGGUGAAAUUAGCCAUAAUCAUAAACAAAAUAUAGAAAUAAAACGAAAGUGCAGAUCAUACAGAUUGAAGCAAUUCCUGGGUGUUCCUUGUUUCCAUUUGUAGAAAUCCCUAGAAUUGUUUUUUAUACAACUUUGUGGAUGUGUUAGUUAAGUGGGAGCAAGAUUAUAUCGUGCAAGCAUGUGUUAUUAUAUUAAUUGAGAACUGAAUGAGAGGAAUAACAUUCAGAAUCAAAGUUACUGUCAGGAUCUUGGGAACAUUAUUAAAUAUGCUAGAACCACAGGACUACCUUCUUGGAGGCAUAGAAAGGAGCUGUGCACAAAUCAAUGCACAUGUAUGGUAUGCACAAACCAAUUUGGUGAAGUGCAAGAAUAUUUUUAUGACUAUAGUGAAGCAAUACACCACAUUUUUAAGAAAAAUCUAUGCCAACAGGUGUCCAAUAUAGAUUAUCCUAUUCCUUCUGCUUUGUCCAGAGGUGGAAGGUGAGUUUUCUACUAAUGCAGUUACAAAGCAACAGUUUGAGCAGAAAUGUGACAAACAUAUUUGAAAUACAAAGGCUACAUGAAUGAUCUAUAGCUGGGGUAGAGGCAACCUUAGGCACUCCGGUGUUGGACUACAUUUUCCAUAUGUUCUUACAGCCAUCUUAUUUUGCAAAGAACACAAUGCAGAUCUAUAUCCUGGAAUGUCAAUUUGGAAGGAGCACACGCAUAUGUUUUAUGUAAAGAACAACUCCUAUGUUUUAGUUUCUAAGUAGAAUUUUCUUCUUAAUAAUGGUCAGAUUACUUCAUUAGAAGCAGAGGAGUCUUCUUUUUCGUAACCCAUACUGUCACCCAUAAAGAAAUUAAUUCUGUCAAAUGGGAAUCAAGACAUGAAAGAAAAAAUAAUCUAUUCUAAGAAUUUUUGUAACCGUUAUUGCAAUAGAACAUAGAAUCAAAUAAGAUUCAAUCAAAAUGUUUGUUUCUAGUGAACAAAGUUGCAAGUAAGAUCAAUUAUCCUAGUUAUAGGGCACAAAGUACCACUGAUUGUUCAAGAAAAUGAUUUGCAUGUUUGGCCGUUUCAUUAGUUUGCGUAGUGAAUGCAGGAGAAGAUGAAUAUGACUCACUUAGGGACACAGUGUCACCAAAUAUGGGCAAUAAACUGACAUUUGCUAUUAUAGACUAUUUUUGAUACAUUAUUGAUGUGCUAUAGAAGUAGUAUGUAAACUCGCAUGUACAAGGAGAAAGAUAUAGAUGUACUUUAUGUCCUUAUCAUUUCUGCAGAGGCUAUAUGGCAUGGAUCUGCGCAGUGCACACAAGUCUAAGGAGAGGAACCUUUGUUUUUCGUUGUCACGAAGAUUCAGUGGUGGAAUUGGAACCAAACCAGCACCAACCUCGUCUGUGCCAGAGAAAGCCAAGUCACUUCAGUUCCCACUCAGCAAGCAACGCAAGGGCCGCAAAUUUCUGUGCCUAUCCCGUAAGAAGUUUCUGCGGGUCUCUACCUAUGAGCCUUUGAGCCGAAGGUCCGAGUUCUUUUCCAAGGAGGAGGAAAAGGAAGAAACACAGACGAUCCAUGAUUGGCAAGAAGAAAGACCUGUUGAAGAAGAGAACCAGGAAGAUAAAACUAAGCAGGCAACAGGUACCACUCAAGAAAGUAUCCUUAAAUCAAAGACAUUUAUUAAUGGCAGUGUCUCCUAUGAGAGAUGUUGAAGAAACCGAUACCUGUCACUUGUGUGAUGAAAAUAGGCUAGGAUUUUAAGUUAUAUCAGUUAACUCUGGGUUCGCUAAUGCCUUUCAUAUAAUUCCCAUGGAUAUUUUUCAUUCUCUUAUUAAAUGAUGGAAAAUAGAUAAGGAGAAGACAUAAGACUCUGGGUGUUGCCUUGUCAGAGCCACUUAAACAUAAUGAAUAUUUACAAAAAUCUGUUGGAAUUUGCUACUAUCAUUUCUGAUGACUAUUAAUGCAAUAGACCACUGCAUGGAUUGAAAGCUGCAGUACCAUGUUUUUUUAGCUUUCCUUUCCUUAUGCCCUCUUAAUUUUAAUUAGAAAGCACCCUACCCCAUGCAAUUUACAUUUUUGUAUGUAUCUUUUUUUUUUUAUGAACGAGGAACUACUGACUGGCUUAGUGCGUCAGCUGACCGCUCUUGCCAAUCUGUGGCGGCACUCUGAGCUUUAUGUAACCUGGUUUCAGAAGCUGGAUGCGACUGGGUUACCUGGAGAUAAGAUGCUGGAGGCAGUCUUUGGGGUUAAACUAUUCAAGAACGAUUUAACUUAAGAGAGCACCCGAGAGCCUUUUGACGUUGUUAUGGUGACCGGAGUAUUGCUUUAACCCCUUAAGGACACAUGACGGAAAUAUUCUGUCAUGAUUCCCUUUUACUCCAGAAGUUGUGUCCUUAAGGGGUUAAUGGAAUUUUGAAACCAAGUGUUGCUGUUAAUAGAAUAAUAGAAUUUGUAAAUUGUAUGCACAGAAUAACGCUUGUGUGUUAUCUUAUGUUUCUGCAGAUGAAACAAAACCAGCUGCUCCACAGCUUUGGCUCCCUGCCCUUCCAAGGCCCAGCGAGAUCAUUGUUACUGACAUCACCUCAAACUCCAUUACAGUGACUUUUCGUGAGGCUCAGUCCGCAGAAGGCUUUUUUCGAGAUCGUGGUGGUGACUGCUAGUUGCUCCCUCCCUCUGCUGUAUCUUUCUAUUUUAUUCCUCUUCCUUCUUUCCCAGAAUGAUUUUUGGAAACUGGGAAAAAAACACCAAGAAAACAGGGAAAACAAUAUGUCACAAUUAUUUACAAAGAGGCCUGUGAAUGAGAGUAGAACCUUGAUCUCAUUAGGAAGGGUAUAGUCUUUUCCAAAGUCUACUGCUAGCUCUUCAAACAUUGUGUUGGCUAGCUCAUCACAUAUUAAUAGUUAUGUAGGGAUCUUAUCUUGACCAUCUCAAAGAUAAAUCUAUAUCCAAGACAUACUUUAUGUUGGACAUCAACUAAAGUUUGAUUACUUGGAAAAAAAUGUCUUAUACACUUCAUCAUUUAGUUAUCCAAUGCGGUUACGAUUUGACUUGGUAAAAAGUAAAGUUUGCCAUUAAAAAGUAUAAAGCAGUAAUGCAUAUCCCUGUAUCGUACAGGGUUUUUUUUUAGGAGGAGAUUUCAAGUCUCUAAAAGCACUGGAUGGGGCCAUGUUCCCCUAAACUGCAUUACAGCAUGAGUUUAAAGGGACUGUAGGUUCUGUAAAAUGUUAUCUUAUUGAUUUGGAUAUAGUGCCUGGAGUUCCCUGGCUGUGCCCUUUCAUUCAGUGUUAAACCAUUUUCGAUAAUUUUAACACUUUAAACAAUGGUCCUUGGCCACUAAUAGACGGAAUUCGCCAGAGGACUCCAGAUGGUAUAAUGAUUCCAUGAGGUGAAGCAGUUACAGUGCCUAAAGGGUCCCUUUAAUUUAGAAUGUUAGAGGGACAUUAAACAUGUUCUAAGAUUAUAGGUGUUAUAUCUGCCCUUAGAACACAUACUUACUAUAAGCAGGUAUGCCUCCAUUCAUGCACAUUGUUCCCCUACAGGCAGGGAAUUUAGAUGCACUUAACUCCGUAUACGGUACUAAACGCACUUAUGCAUUUUGCACUCAGCAUCCUGUAAUAUUUGCAGGUUUUUUUAACCGCACUCAAUCAGUUUGCUAAUAACCAGAUUUACCAUGUGUAGACAUCCUGUGAUGUACCUUUUGCUGGUUUUAGCAUACAUAUCUAUCAUAACAACUCUGUUUCCAAGCUAGCUUUAUCAGUACCUUAGUAACAAUACAUGCUGCUCAGUGUACAUACUGUUCCUCUUUGAAUUCUCAGAUGGCAUGAUUAACAAUGGAACGUAUGCCAUUCUUUACUAUAAAAUGUUAUCUCUGUCCCUGUCUUACUAGUUUAAUGAAAAUACAUUGUACAAAUCUUCUAUUUGCCCAGGUAUAGACAACCUGAAAACAUGUUAUAGAUUAACAUCACCCAUUAUCGUCUUGGCUAAGUUGGUCGAGGAUCACACAGAUAUAAAUAUAAUAAUGAUAUAAAAUACAUAAUAGGGGUUUAAAAUGUCCACUAGCCACUAAUGAGUGCAAAUUCUGGGUGAGUGUUCCAUGGACCCCCAGUGCGGUGGUGAGUAACUUUUAACCCUUAUGUUACUUCCAGAUGAGAAAACAGGAGACAAUAUUUUAUAGGAUUUGAGAGGAAAUAUAAUAUAGUUCUUACAGUUAGUACCAUAAUAUGCAAUAGGUGAGCACAUGGUUAAAAAAAGCCAAGCUGUAACAGAGAGAGUAAAGAUGGGUGGUUGAGUAAAGCACUUUAUAUUGCACUAGGGAUAUUGAAUAUAUUAAUGAUUAAAUUGUUAUUUAUAAAGGGAUUCGUGUAUACAUUUCGAGGAGUUCAAAUAAUGUCAGUCAAAGCAGCAUAACCUCAAAGGCUGAGCCACCCUCCUGCUUUGUCUGACAUUUUUGUUUAAAUUUUACAGGAAAUCAGUCUGACAUUGCAAAAAUAAAGUUUCCAUAGAUUUGUUUUGUGGUCAAAACUAUUUCUAAAAAAAUGCUUCCUGACAUUAAACAUAAUGAAACGUACUACACAAACAAAAUUAUGUAAGGGCUUCUUGUAUUCACUAAACAUUGAAUUGUAGGCUAAAUUAGUCAAGCUCAGACUGUAGCCGAUUUGGAGAAUUGUUGUGCAAAUCUUUGUUUAGUGAAUAAAUACCCACAAAAUGUUUUUAGUUAUAUUAUGUUUGCUAAGGUACAAAUAGCAAAGUGAUAGCAGAGGGAAUACAAGCUGCUAUUUUAUUAAACAUGUAAGUGUAAAUCUUAAUUCAAAGUGGCCAGUAUUUACAUAACAAAAUUAAAAAUUUUGCACAGGCCUGUAAAUUGAGCUGAUAUUUCUUUGGCAAUGUAUAUUGAAGUAGUUAAAAAAAAAAUUAUUUUGUCCAGACUGUCAUUUAAUGUUAUCUGUUUUUUUUUUUUAACCAUAUUAAGCAAUAUAUAUUGCCUUUUAUAUUAUAUUCUUUAUAUACAACCAUGUAAAUGUAACUUCUGGGGGGCAAAGUAGAGGGUUAUACAGAUGGUAUAGUUACAAAAUAGCUUACACUUAUUAUUUGAGGUAUUUAGCCUUUCCUGUUUUCAUUGUUAGGUAUGCAGCAUAAAAACACCUCUGAUUUAUAAUAGCAAAUUCACUGAAAUAUUCAUGCAUAGAGCAGCUAUAUUAACUUUCUGGGAGUUCUCAGCUGAGAUAGACUGUGAGGAUAUAUUUGUGGGCAGUAUUGCCAAACUAAGCUGACCACAUCAGAAUUUUGUCAGGUUUGCCCUCUAAGGGAAUAUCAUAAAGGUCAACAAGUGAUCUUGCCCAACAAAAUAAAUGGUUUAUCAUUUCUGUUUUAAAAUGCCAAAUUACUGGUAUAGGUAUAGAUGCAGUAGUAUUGUUAGUUUAACAGUGUAGGUCAUACCUGUGCUGUUAUCAUAGAUUUUGGCAUAUUACAGGCAAACCAUACAACGGCAUCUGGUAUUGGAUAACUUUUAGCAUCUAAUGGUUUUUUUUUUUUUUUAUAUUUGCUAAUGAUAUCACCUGCAUAUUGCAAUUGAUUUAACUUUAAUAUUCUGUUAACUUUGUAAGUUGUGAAUUAACAAGGUAAUUGCAAGAUGUAUGCCAAUGUAGCUGAGUAGGAAGUUAUUUUCCAAUAAGGUUAAUAUGGCCUAAAUGUCACAGUGCCUUUCUCAUUUCAUCAUAAUUUGCAGUUCUGUAAAUAAAUUCUUUACUGAAUAGGAACCUUGUCAUGCAUACAUUAGUCAGGUAUACUUCAGGUGAUUUCCAGUUAAUAUGGUUUUUACAGUAAACCAAACCUCACUAAGUAGUGGAAAUUGCUAUCUUGAUACAUGUUCCAUUACAUAUUCUCUAAAAAUGGUGAAAUCUACAAAUGCUAGGACUAAUCAAUAGUAAUGUCAAGGAGGAGCAGAUUCCCCCAGUUAAAAUAUGUAAAACCCCAAAAUCUACAUAAUUUUACUUUAGUGCUUAAGUCCUCCCAAUUGCUGCUAAUAACUUAUUGAAAUUGUCUAGAUUAAUGCUUGAUUUAAAAGAGCUCUGGCUCCCAUGCUGUUUUAAGAUAUUGUGUACUGUGAUGCACAUUGCUGGAAUCAUAAGCUGGAAUAUCUGCCUUGCCAAAAUGUGAUUUUGUAAGCACACCACUUUUUUUUGUUUCAACUAGAAAAGAAACUAAAUCAAAUAAUAUUAUUUGCCAUACCCUGAUUGUCAUUAUCCAGCCUGCGUCACCACUCUUGUUUGGUAUGUAUUUUCCCGUCAUGUGUUUGUUUAUAGUUAUGCUAAGUUGCAUAACAUGGUUAAUCUUGUGAACUCAUUUUCUCCUGAUGUUCAUUCAGCCAGUGUGAAGUCUGUCUAAACAGCAUGGAAAAUGUAUUACACAAACAAGAAUAAAGGUUAUCUAUUAAAGGCACAGUACCUUUAGAAAUAAAUAUAUCAUCAUUAGAGGUAGAUGUUAUCCUUACUGUACUCAGACUUCCCCUUUGUUUAAAAAAAAACACAAAAAACAAUGUUAAAAAAGAAAUACAUUAAAUUUACCUUUAAUCAAGACCCAUUCUGACACUGCUCCUUCCACUGUAAGAUCGUAAGAUAAGAUAAUACAUGGUCAGAGUAAAUGGCGCAUUAAUGACCUCUGACAUAUGAAUUGCAAUUACCGUGUUCUAUUAGCACAAUGCUAAUACUACUUUACAGAAAGGGUAGUGGACACAUGGAAUAGCCUUCCUGCUGAAGUGGUAGCGGUUAAUACAGUGAGGGAGUUUAAGCAUGCGUGGGUUAGGCAUAAGGCUAUCCUAACUAUAAGAUAGGGCUAGGGACUAAUGGAAGUAUUUAGAAAAUUGGGCAGACUAGAUGGGCCGAAUGGUUCGUAUCUGCCGUCACAUUCUAUGUUUCUAUGUAAUGCUUCUCACGGGGGAAGCAUCAAACCCAGUGCUUCUCUAUUGCAUUCACAAUAUCUCAGCUGAUAUAUACCAGAAAGGUAAUAUGGGUGCUUUCUUUAGCUUCAUCUGUCAGAAAAUGUUAUACAUUUCUUUAUUUUAAUUAACCAAAAUUUUAAGCUAAUUUGUUUAUUUUUUUUGCUUUUACUGAGUAAAAAGUACAAUUAAGAGGCAAGGCAAAAUCAAAACUUGUUACCAAGUAACAUUUCUGUGCUUCUCAGUUGUUUGCCAUUUUCUUUUGCUGAAUGUCCUUUUAUAAAACAUCUUUGUCCAGGUUCACUUCAGAACUAUUUAAUAACUCAUUCCAUAUUUGAUAGGAUCAUGAUAUGUGACCAUCUUCGGACCAAUCCUGCAAAUAUCUACUACCAGAGUUUAAAGACACUGUUACCAUGCAGGCAGUUUUUAGCAAAUGUAAAAUAUCAUAAACAGAGCACCCUAGGAGGCUUUAUCCUGAAUAUUAGUAAACAUGACGUAUAUAAACAUGGCCUCAAGGACUGAUUUGCUCACAGCAUUCUGGGAACUGUGUGAGUAUAUAUGAAAUAUUUGGGCUGGAUUGGAGCUUAGUUACAUCACAUUUGGAAAAGUGUCACUAUAAAUUAUACCCAUAUGUUGUCUGUCAUAUUAUGUGCAUAUCUAUGUGUGUAUUCAUAUAUGUAUGUACAUAUACACGCAAAUAUAUAUAUAUGUAGAUCUAUAGUACAAAUAUUUGAAUAGCACCACGUAUUGCAAAUCGUGUUCUUUGACAAGUCAAAUGCAUAUAAUCAUGUGUAGCUGCAUUGUAUCAAGUGGUAUCUUGUCACGAAGCAAGACUAUAUAGAAAUGUCAGUAAGAGUAUGUAUGAUCUGUGCUGGGCUAUGUAUGAGGUUAGCGUUUUCAGCACUUAUUUAACCAAUUCACGUGAGUUAAGUAGCCAGUUCGACACAUCCCUGAAAUGAUUCCUACAUUUUUGUUUAAAAGUGAAUUCCUACAUUGAAAUACUUAUACUGCUGUUAAAUAUAACAUAUAUAUGGUCUAUAUAAAUCUGCACAGUUGCAUCAGUCCCGUGUUAGCAGAAAUGUUGAUGCUGUUUAUUGAAAAGACUUUAAACAAAAGUCUAAGUAAUAACACAGAAAACAAAUUUUCCGUUAUGAGAAAACUUUCAUUUAGAAGUUAUUUAAUCCCUGUAAAAUCCAAACACAGGAAUCUAUGUUUUUAAAAAAAAAAAAAAUAUUGUUGUAUUGUUUUUGACUGGGGUACACCAUAAGCAGAGGACAAACGUAAAAUUAUAUCAAAUAGGAAUUUAUAGAGAUCUAUUUUUUUAAUGAAAUACAUAAUAUUACAUGGCAACUAAAAUACAACAGUUAAUACAAGUUGCACUGUAUAAUGAUUCUGAGUAUCUAUAUACUUUGACAGAUCCUUGGUCUUCUAUUAACUUGUAAUAUAAUCGAACAGUAAUAAUUAGAAGCGCAUGCUUACUAACAAGUUAUGCAGUUGCCUGCAGUGUGUAGAUGUACUCAGUAUUGUUUUAUAAUGCAGCAUGUUUGUUUUUUGGGGGGCAGUGCGCGUAUGCUGCAGCACAUUGCAGCUACAUAUAUCACAUGUUGCAAAACUUGACUAAUUUCUUGAGAUUUCCCACAAUUUCAAAGUCAGGAAAUUGCUUCUAUGAAGUCUGCACUUGCAUUGUCCUGUCAACUCUCCAUUUUUGUAUCAAUACAGCAAAGUGUAUAUUUACAUUUUUACGAUGUGGAUUUUUCAACUCCUUAUCUCAGGAUCCCCAAAUUCACUCUAUAUGACAAAAGUCCGUCAGGGGUAUUAACAAUAUUAUUCUUUAAUACAUACUUGUAUUAUUCUGGUGUUGUUCAUAAAUAAAAAACUGUUUUCUUUUGUGAACAUUUUGCAAAUUUGCUGCAGUACAUACUCCAUUUCCACAAAGAAAUGUGAAAACAAAAAUUUGUUUGGACAGUUGUUAUUUCUUUCUAAUGUAUGAUAUUGUUUGCCAAUUUUACAAAUUUUUCUACUUGUAAAUGUCUGUAUUCUAAAACACAAAUGCGUUUCUGUUAUGUUAACCACUAUAUGUAAAUUUAUUUUUGUUAUCCUCUAUUUAUGGAUUGGGGCAUCCUGAGGGGUUUGUCUGAAAAUAUUUUUAUGGGCUUCUGUAGGAGUUUAUUUGCAGAGUCAAGUAGUUAAGAAAAGAAAUGUUACUGAUGUUUAAAACGCUGUUGUUUCUUUAUAGGAUAGCCAUAUGUGAAAUGGCCCCAUGUUCUCCAGCUAUUUCAAGGCUUCCAUAAAUGUUGCUGUAUAAAUAUUUCAUUUCAUAUGGUUAGCAAGUUACAAUUGUGGCUGCAUCUUUUUGUUUUUUAAAUUGACCGGUUAGUGUUAUGCAUAAAAACUAUAUGCUGUAGAAAAGCUACUGAAUUAAAUAUAAAAUAUUCGUGUUUGUGAUUGUCACUGAAGAUCAUCUUAGAUAUGUGACAUCGUGAUUCUGUAGCAAAAAAAAAAAAUUCGAAAUGCUUCAUGUGUUGGAUUGCAAAAAAAAAUCUACAUGUGUAUAGUAUUAUUCUAACACUUUGGGUUGUUUUAAAAAGGAAGUUGCUUGCAGCUUGCUUUAAAACACUUGGCUGCCAGUGAAGCUUGCACCGCAUGGCGUGUUACUCUACUCUUGGCAAUAGAUGGAGUAUAACUGUUGUUUGUUGUAGAGGAUUCUGGGAGGCUUGUUCAUUGAUAAUUAUGCAUAAGAGUCACAGAGACAAAUUGAAUGUACUUUUGGUUGGGUAUUUUUCAGGCUGGAUUUAAACCUCCAAAUUUAUCAAAUUUUUGAUGUUUGUCGGUAUUUCGUGAAAAUAUUUGGAUUAACCCCUUAAGGACAAAUGACAUGUGUGACGUCAUGAUUCCAUUUUAUUCCAGAAAUUUGGUCCUCAAGGGGUUAAGCAACCUAUCUUUUUGUUGUUGAUUUUAGCUUGCUAGUGCAACAGCAAACAUACACAUAGAACGCACACAUUCCCACACUAGCUGCAACCUCUGUAAAUUUCACUUAUAAUCUAUAAGUGGAAACAUUAUUUCUGCAGAGUGAAGAAAACUGAACAUAAGUAUUGGCGUGGCAUAUCAACUUUGUUCAUAUAAUUAGCUAAGCUAAGCAAUACUUGAACAGUAAAAUACAAGAACAAACUAUCCGCACAUCUACCUAAGUAUAACUAUUAAUUAUUAAACGUGUGAACCUCCAAUGACAAUAGGCAAAUAUUCUGUAGUCUAAAGGUCAUUUUAUUUAUAAACCACUGCUUAUUUGACAGAUGCUAAAUAGUCAUCAGAUUUACUUUAACCGUAUAAUUAGCAAUUCAACACACAAAAAAAAAUCCUGAAGUGUGCAAAUGUAUAAACAAAUACAUUUUAAAUGAGUGUUUAUAGGUAAUUGUAGAAUUUAAUGUCAUUUCUGCAAAAGGAAAACAUAUCUAUAAAUAUAAUCUGUCAGUAUUCCUUUUUCUGUUGUCAGUAAACCCACAAUGAUAUGUUUGUGUGACUUUAUUUUUUUAAAUUGAAAUAAACAAGUAUAAAUAAAUUGUGCGGAAUAGAAAAACAGGUAAGCAGUGACCGUUACAGUAGAGGUAUAUGAAGCAAUAAACAAUAAAGGGAGUAUAUGAUAAUAUCUCAACUCAAUAUAUAACAUGAGAAAAUGUAACCAUUGCUAGGUAACAGAGUAAUUCCCUUAUUUUAAGACACAAUAUAGUAUGUGGGGAGUUGGGGCGAGGUACAUAAAGGAAUAGGGGCCUGGACAAAAGGGAGAUAGAAACAUGGAGAAAACAGAUUCCUUCUGGUAGCAGGAAAGUCAGUCCUCUUCAGUUGUUUUCCUCACUGACCACUUGCUAAUGUUUUAGGUUCAAUGAAUGAACCCAGUCAGUUAGAAGGUAAUAUGCAUGUAUUUACAUCUAAUCUAUGCCAUUGGCCUUGAUACAUGUUGGACUAUGCUGCUAUAACCAGGGUUAGCGUCUCUAGCAUUGCUAUAAGAGACCUCAUACCCAAAACAUUUGUGUAAACAGGACAUAAUUAUCGAUUUUAUCUUUUAAACUUGUAUAAGGGCAUUGAGUGUGUCUUACAGUGCCAUCUGUUUUACUUCAGCUAAGCUAACUUGAGUAUAUCAAUUAUUCCAUUGUUAGACAAUGAACUACCAGCAACAGUAAACACGACAUCAGGAAUAAAUUAAUAUUAAAGACAUUUACUGAAUUAAACUAAUUUAAUUAGUACAAUAUGUGCAGCAAUUACAAGUAAAAGUCCUCCAAAAUACAGCAACAGAACAAAACCUUUUUUGAUUUAGCAAAUGAAUAUUAACCACAUAACAACUAAUUGUACCAAAGCAAAUUUUAAAUGUACAAAUAUAUAUUUUUAUUGCGGAAAAACUCAGUUGGUAUUGCAGUCAUUUGGAGACCGUUUAAUUGUUUGCUUUUGACUACAAUAACGAGGUCCGGUUAACAGGGCAAUGAUUGAUUUAAGAUCGUUAUUUUUCCAAUUUGACAUAAAAAGAGCACUUUAAUAAACAGAUACAGUUUUUAAUAGGUUGCUGAGCUUUUUUUUUUGCACUUUAAGAAAUCCCAAAAUUGUAAUCCAGCCUGAAAAGAUUUGGGGGAAUUGUGAUGGGAGAGAACCAAGGUCUAUUUAAUGAAAAGAAAGCGUGAGAUCAUAUAAAGAACACUGAAUUAGAUGUUUGCUUUUAUUUUUGUAUCUUUGUUGAACAUUUAUUUAUGUAGACAAUUUGUUGCAGAAUUAAUAAAAAAAAUGCUAUCUAUAUUAAAUAAUUA